Molecule: messenger RNA, 825 nt
Organism: Kwoniella shivajii
Lineage: Eukaryota; Fungi; Basidiomycota; Tremellomycetes; Tremellales; Cryptococcaceae
Exons: 3
Coding region: 1-825 (274 amino acids)
Source: RefSeq, a predicted model, not a curated record
AUGUCACCUACCUAUCCUCAACGACCUACUACAUAUUACCGCCGGAUCGUGUCUGGUGAUGGGAAAUCGUCUACUCGAAAUCCUCGAACACCCGAUCUCCUUGGUUAUUCGCCACUUCAUGGUGCUCAUUCACCACCACCUCUCCGACCCUCAACGACGCCUUUACCCCCUUCACCUCUGACUCGACCUCCCAUCAUUUCCAGGGCAAACUCCAUGAUGUAUGAUCCCUACCAAUGGGGCAAUGCGGGUGUAGGUUCUGGAAAUAUGAUGCAAGGUGGCUAUAAUCCAUAUAUGGUGGUGAGUGGCAAUCAAGCCGGUUCAACGAUGGAUCACACUAGGCCUACGAGCGCCCGAUCUGUCAGUCAUGCCGAUGGAGGAUUAAGACCAUAUGACUCCUCCAUGAUGAAACAAGGUAGAAUGGGUCACUAUGGGUAUCUUGAAGGAAGAGAGCUUGCAGGACCUCCCCCGAAUCAAGCUCCGGCUGGGUGGAGCCCGGCAGCACAUCAGAAUCACAUAUCACCCUAUAACAGGCCAGAAAACGUAGCUCGUUCAGCGUAUUAUCCUGGUUCCCAAGCUGGUUCAGCUGCUGGUGCAGGCGGGUCCAUGGCGUGGGGGGAUGGCGGUAAUACGCCAAGAGCGAGAUAUGACGGGUCUUCCUCCGCUACAGGAUACGUUCAAGCCGAUCUUGAUACCCCUUAUCCACGAACAACGACUGGCGGAGCUUCAUCAGCUUUCACGCGAUACGGUCCUGAUGGGUCAGUAGCGAACGGAAUUGACGGUAGGAUGGGCAUCAACCAUCGUAGAUUAAGAGAGGGCAAGGUUUGA